CAAAUGGAGCUGCUUCUGGUGAAUAAGCUGAAAUGGAAUCUGGCUGCAAUGACCCCCCACGAUUUCAUUGAACAUUUCCUUACUAAAAUGCCUCUGGCAGAGGACACCAAGCAGAUCAUCCGUAAACAUGCUCAGACUUUUGUGGCUCUGUGCGCUACAGAUAUUAAAUUUAUUUCAAACCCACCUUCCAUGAUCGCAGCUGGCAGUGUGGUAGCAGCUGUGCAAGGCCUGCAUCUGGGGAACACUAACACUUUCCUCUCCUAUCAAUGCCUCACACAUUUCCUAUCACAAGUUAUCAAAUGUGAUCCGGAUUGUUUACGAGCCUGCCAAGAACAGAUUGAAUCCCUCCUUGAAUCCAGUCUACGUCAGGCACAGCAGCACAACGUAUCUUCAGAAACAAAGACUGUAGAGGAUGAAGCAGACCUUUCCUGCACACCUACUGAUGUGCGAGAUGUGAACAUUUAAGAGGACUUCUUCUAAUGGGUUUGCUUGGUGAGAAAAGCAGACAAAGAAAGGGCAUCUGAGAAGGAAUCAGCAUCAGGAUCUCCCCCCCAGAAACCCUUUUCUCCAGGACAUUUUUAUACCAGAAGGGAAAACCAGUCUUGUUAUAUUUUUUCUUGCUCUGUCUCCCUUCCAUCUGUGACUUCAAACAAACAAAUAAACAAAAAAUACCCCAAAAACUGUCUUAAAAAAAGAAAAAAAUAGUAUUUGCAUUACCCCCAGGGGUUUGUGCUACAAAAAUAGAGGAUUUUAUACAAUAAUAAUCAACUAGUUUUUAUAUUAAAGUGUUCUUGUCUGUAUGUUGUAAAAAUAGGCAUUAACACACAAAAUGUCUCCAGGGGAGGUAUUAGAUUUGAUUUCUUACAUAUAAAACCAACCAACCAACCAUUUUUAAAGUAGAAGAGGUCUUUUUUUUUUUUGAUAGUAAAUGAAAUACUCUUUUUUUU
Apaloderma vittatum (bar-tailed trogon) is the source of this 947-nucleotide messenger RNA. RefSeq names its product cyclin D1 (gene CCND1). The annotation marks the transcript as partial. The transcript is spliced from 3 exons. The record is from RefSeq and is a predicted model, not a curated record. Lineage: Eukaryota; Metazoa; Chordata; Aves; Trogoniformes; Trogonidae.